Messenger RNA from Polyodon spathula (Mississippi paddlefish), 1790 nucleotides. RefSeq names its product membrane-anchored junction protein-like. The record is from RefSeq and is a predicted model, not a curated record. Gene Ontology annotation, biological process: meiotic attachment of telomere to nuclear envelope; homologous chromosome pairing at meiosis; regulation of transcription by RNA polymerase II. Gene Ontology annotation, molecular function: DNA-binding transcription factor activity, RNA polymerase II-specific; RNA polymerase II cis-regulatory region sequence-specific DNA binding. The transcript is spliced from 3 exons. NCBI's taxonomy places the organism in Eukaryota, Metazoa, Chordata, Actinopteri, Acipenseriformes, Polyodontidae. Bases 233 to 667 code for a protein of 144 amino acids. Gene Ontology annotation, cellular component: nucleus; nuclear inner membrane.
UCGCCUUGCCCUUCUGAGCAACGCCAGCGUUUAAAAUAAAACGAAACCAAACCAGAGCAAAUAAAUAUGCCUUCUCCGGGUGGGACGCGUUCAGUCUGCGCGUAAGAGAGCCGUGCAAACACUCAAGCGGGACCGGAGAGCGAGUUGCAUGCAGAAUCGACCUAGCCGCGCUUUGCAAAAUAUUAAUAAUAAUAUAUUGAGUAUCGCACAGCUGGGCGCCAGACAAUAAGACAUGUAUUUGUCUGGCAUGGAUUCUCCUGGCGGGGUUAAUUUACAAUCGACAUCAGAAGACGAUGGGAGUUCUCAAGGCACUUCGGAUUCGAAUUUUAAGCACAGUGAUAGGAAGAUGACCCGAAGAGCAAAAAACAGAGCCGCAGCACAGAAAAGCCGACAGAAACACACGGAAAGAGCCGACACUCUGCACCAGGAGCUGGAAAAUCUGGAAAAGGAGAACAGCGCCUUCCAGAAAGAGAUCGCAGGACUGAGAAGGGAGCUGGAGCAUUACAAUAAAGUCCUGAAGGAUCACGAACCAAAAUGCACGCUGCUGCCCAGCUAUGAGGUUCAAAACUUUAGCUCUGGGCUGAGCGCCAGGCACGACCAGAACCUGGAAACAGACAUUCUGGCCUCCAACUGGCCGGACCUUAGCUUUUUAUAUCCAGUGUUAUGAGGAGAGCGGACGGCUCCCGUCGAUGCAGAGAUUCUGAUGUAAAAGCAGUGUCUGGUUUCAAAUGCCGUAGAGCAAGUAUCUACGUUGGAAUUGCUGUUUUAUUUAAUAUAUUCCCCCUGCCCUGUUUUUCCAUGACUUUACCUUGGCGUUGAGCUGCUUUGGGCUUGUCCGGAGAAUCUUAACUGCCGGGCGCCAGAACAGCUUGCCUCGUAGAGAUCACGCGGCAACCCUUUCAACUCCUCCUCGCCUCUUCUCUGGGAUGGGGAAAUGGUGAGUGGGUGGGGCUUGCAGAGUUGAAAGGUCGCACUGGGCUGUGAGGCAGGCAGUUAGGAGCCUCUGCACAAGCUGAAAGCUGCUUGGAGCCAGCCAAAGGCAAGGUUUGAGAGAAUCUUGAUCCCAGCUCAAAUGCCGUCAACCAUUAAGGGGAGAUUGUAAGAAAAGGACACUUGAAACGGUCUCUUUUUGCUGCUCGCUGUCAGCUGUGUCAUUGCUCUAGCGCCGUGACACAAUUUACUUUUGUUUUUUGAUUUUAUUUGUGGUCUGCCGUGAAGUGGAGCUGCCGGUCCAAGAUCAUCCACAUUUGCAGACCAAUAUAGCCAGCAAGCCCGAUCAGCCAAUGGGAGCGGAAAGCAGGAGGGCCUUAUCCAAUCAAGCGACGGGCAGCACGUCGGGGGAACCCGCCUUUGCAGACGAGUGUUCUUUCACUGGGGCGGGUUUCCACAGAGCAGCAGGGACUCCUCGCCGGCACUACAGCGCACCCUACUGGCCCUUAGGGGAACUCAAGUAGACACCUGCAGAGCUUGUCCUCCAGGGGGGCCUGUAGUCUCGAAAGAGGCGACUGGUUUUGGGGGGGUGGUCGGAGGACAUCCCACUGAGCUGAGGUGAAGGGAGCGCUAAAGGACACUAAGUUGGGGAGGGAAAAAAAAAAAAAAAAAAACAACACACACAAUUUUGUACACAAUAACACAACAUUGGUUUCACAUGUAUGCAUGUGCAUAGCAUUAAGUAGCUCACCAGAGAUCUACAAACAAGUCUAGCUGAGGAACUUUUAUAGUGAUAUUAUUGUUUUUAGAUAUUGAAUAUAGAUCUAUAUAUACAUAUUAUAUAUUUUUAUGUAGCACCU